This is a messenger RNA of Cuscuta epithymum, 4631 nucleotides long. Lineage: Eukaryota; Viridiplantae; Streptophyta; Magnoliopsida; Solanales; Convolvulaceae. The record is from the annotation of a GenBank genome assembly.
UCCUGAUCUUACAAUCUGUACACUUGCUAUCUUUCUCUCUGAAUCAAGGAAAUACUCCUUUGAUCUUCAAUUUUCUGUAAAAGUUUACAUGGUAUCAGUUUAGCUUCAGAUUCGAUCGUUUCUUCCGCUCAUCUGAAUUCUCUUUCCGUUUUUGAUCGCUAAAUUCGUGAAGAUGCCGGAUAAUCAGAAUCUCACCGAAGAUCCUUCGUCACCAUAUUAUCUGCAUCCAGCCGAUCACUCAGGCGUUAGGAUCAUCUACGAAAUGUUUAACGGUGACAAUUACAAUGCUUGGCAGAAAUCUGUUGUUAUGGCUUUUACGGUCAAAAACAAGAUGGCGUUUAUUGAUGGAACCAUAUCUCAGCCUUCAUCUGAUGAUCCUCUCUACUUGGCUUGGUAUCGGGUAAAUGCGCUCCUUCUAUCUUGGCUUGUUUACUCGAUUAUACCUGAAAUUCGUACUACUUUUCUCUACUUUACCGUGGCUAAAGAUGUCUGGGAAGAAGUUAAGCUUCGAUAUGGAAAGAGCGAUGGACCUCAUGUUUUUCAGCUUGAAAAAUCUUUGACUAAUCUGUCUCAAGGUUCUCAAUCUCUUACUGCUUUCUAUAACUUUUUCAAAACUCUAUGGGAUGAAUACUGCAAUUAUAGGACUCCUCAUGUCUGUAAAUGCGGUAAUUGUACUUGCAAUCUCAAUGAACUUUAUCAAGAACUUUUACAGAGAGACUCUGUCUAUAAAUUUCUCAUUGGACUCAAUGAAUCUUACAAUGUCUUGAGAAGUCAGAUCUUGUUAAAAAUUCCUAUUCCAAAAUUGUCUACUGUCUAUUCUCUUCUUCUUCAAGAAGAAUCUCAGCGUUCUUUACAUAAUCCUACUGAAUCUGUAGCAAUGCUUUCUCAACAUAUUCCUAAUACUCAAUCUCAAUCCAUUGCUACAUCAUCCAAUACUGAAUCUCUUGCUUUCAUUGCCAAAUCUAAUCCAAAGAAAAAGUAUACUGGCAUUUGCUCUCAUUGUGGUUUUCAAGGCCACUCCUCUGAACGUUGUUACCAAUUGAUUGGUUAUCCUGCUAAUUGGAAAGGUCCUAAGGGUCAAAGAUUUGCCCCUGGCUUCAAACCUUCAUCUACAAAUGCUAACAAAUCAUCUCAGGCACAUUUGGCAUCUACUUCAACUGAUAGUCCUGACUUAGACCUAUGCAAUCCAGAACUCUACAAUCUGUUUCUUCAGUUCAUGAAGAAUCAAUCAUCUCUUUCUAGUUCUGCUCAUGCUGCCAUGACCAUGUCUCAAUCUCCUGGUCCUCAACAAUCUUCAUCUCCUGAUAACAAUGCUUUCAAAGGACCAAAGUACACAGAAAAUCAUUGGUUAUGCUGAAAUAAAAAAUGGACUCUAUCAGUUACAUCUUCCUAAUCAUACUGCUUCUGCACAGUCUGCCAUUACUGCUCCACACAGUGAUCCUGUCAUUUGGCACUUUAGACUUGGCCACACUCCUUUUAAUAAACUGAGUUCUUUUCCUAUUUCUUUUGACAAUAAAUCUUGUAAUAACAUCACACCUUGUGAUAUUUGCCACUUUUCCAAGCAAAAGAAACUUUCUUUUACUGAUAGUACUUCUCAUGCCAUUGCUUCUUUUGACUUGGUUCAUAUGGAUAUCUGGGGUCCCUUUAGUACUGCUUCCUAUUCUGGUUUUAAGUAUUUCUUAACCAUUGUUGAUGAUCACACUAGAUGUACAUGGACUUUUAUGAUGAAGACUAAGUCUGAAACUCGUUUUCAUAUAAUGAACUUCUACAAACUUAUUCAAACUCAAUUUGAUAAGAAAAUUAAAAUCAUAAGAACCGAUAAUGGUGCUGAAUUUAUGUUUUCCAGUUUUUAUCAGUCCAAUGGAAUUAUUCAUCAACUUUCUUGCGUUGAAACUCCUCAACAAAAUGGUAGAGUAGAAAGAAAGCAUCAACAUAUCCUCCAGAUUGCUAGAUCUCUUCUUUUUCAGUCUUGUUUGCCUAUUACUUUUUGGUCUGAUUGUGUUUUAUCUGCUGUUCAUAUAAUAAAUAGAACUCCUACUGCUAUUUUAGAUAAUAAAAGUCCUUUUGAACUUCUGUAUAACACUAUACCUGAUUAUUCUCAUCUCAAAGUGUUUGGUUGUUUAGCUUAUGCAUCUACCCUAACUGCCAAUAGAAAUAAAUUUGAUCCUAGAGCAUCAAAGUGUGUUUUCAUUGGUUAUCCUUUUGGCUAUAAAGGUUACAAAUUAUAUGACUUAAACACACAUAAAAUCUUUGUUUCUAGACAUGUUCAAUUUUAUGAGAAUAUUUUUCCAUACAAGGAUAUUUUACAAAAAUCCUAUAAUUCUUCAAAUAAUGAUAAUACUUCUACUGAUAAUCAUACUGUAUCUACUGACCAGUCAUAUGCUACUUCAACUCAGGUAAACUCUAAUUCUUUUAUAGAUAAUCAAAUAAGUGAGGAAUUCAAUACUAUUAAUUAUAAUAUUAUCAAUGAUAGUUCAGAAUCUACUAAUACUUCUUCUUUUCAGGAUGACAUGAAUAUUGUUGAUCCUGAAACCUCUCCUCAAAGGAAAUCUUCUAGAGUAAGAAGUAUUCCUACCUACUUACAUAAUUAUGAUUAUAGUCUCCCUGAUUCUAUAAAACCUACUCAUCAAUCAUCUUGUAAUCUCAUUAGAUAUCCUAUAUCUAAUCAUAUAAGUGAUAAUAGACUUGAUCAAUCUUAUAAAUGUUUUACUGCUAGUAUUUCUCUUAUUAAAGAACCUAAAACUUAUAAGCAGGCUAUUAAAUAUCCUGAAUGGCAGACUGCCAUGAACACUGAACUUCAAGCUCUUGAACAAAACAAUACCUGGACUCUUGUUAAUCUACCACCUCAACAACAUACUGUUGGUUGUAAAUGGGUUUAUAAAACUAAACUCAAAUCUGAUGGCACUUUAGAAAGAUAUAAAGCUAGGUUAGUUGCUAAAGGCUAUACUCAAGAAGAAGGAUUAGAUUAUUUUGAUACUUUCUCACCUGUUGUAAAAUUAACCACUGUUAGACUUCUUCUUGCUAUUGCUACUACAAAACAUUGGUUUUUACAACAACUUGAUAUUAACAAUGCUUUUUUACAUGGAGAUCUUUUAGAAACCAUAUAUAUGCAGCCUCCACCAGGAUACUUAUCUCCAGGUGAUACCAGAGUAUGCAAAUUGCAGAAAAGUCUAUAUGGCCUUAAACAGGCUUCAAGACAAUGGUAUUACAAACUGUCAGAAUGUCUCCAAGGUAUUGGUUAUAUUCAGUCUCAGGCUGAUUUUUCUCUUUUCACAAAAAGUAAUGAUAAUUCUAUAACAGUUUUACUCUUAUAUGUUGAUGACAUAAUUUUAGCUGGUAAUGAUAAGACUGAAAUUAAUUAUGUUAAAGAUGUUUUACAUAAUACUUUUACUAUUAAAGACCUUGGGGAUCUCAAAUAUAUUCUUGGUAUUGAAGUUGCCAGAUCUGAAAAAGGAAUUUGUCUUUCUCAAAGAAAAUACACUUUAGAUAUUCUUUCUGAGAAUGGUUACUUAAAUUGUAAACCUUACAGUACACCCAUGGAUUCCAAAAUUAAACUUUCAAAAGAAAAUGGUACUGCUUUAUCUGAUCCUAAAGUCUAUAGAACUCUUAUUGGCAAACUUUUAUAUCUUACUGUAACUAGACCUGAUAUUGCUUACAGUGUUCAAACUUUAAGUCAAUUUCUUGCUAAACCUACUGACAUUCAUCUAAAUGCUGCUCAUAGAAUUCUCAGAUACCUCAAAAAUGCUCCAGGUAAAGGACUCUUCUAUUCCAUUAAUUCUGAUCUUAAACUUUCUGGUUAUAGUGAUUCAGAUUGGGCAGGUUGUGUUGACACUAGAAGAAGUGUUUCUGGUUAUUGUUUUUAUCUUGGCAAUUCUCUUAUUUCAUGGAAAUCUAAAAAACAACAAGUUGUCAGUAGAUCAUCUACUGAAAGUGAGUAUAGGGCUGCAGCCAAUGCUGUUUGUGAAGCACAAUGGCUUCAUUAUCUUUUAAAGGACUUUAAAAUACAACAUCUUUUUCCUAUUAAUCUGCAUAUUGAUAAUCAAUCUACAUAUUUUUUGGCUCAUAAUCCAGUUCAACAUCAAAGAACCAAACAUAUAGAACUUGAUUGCCACCUUCUAAGAGAAAAAAUUUCUACUGGACUGAUCAACCUUAAACUCAUUAAAAAUCAUUGUCAACUUGCAGAUGUAUAUACUAAAGCUCUGGGAAAUCCACUCUUUGAAGAAUUCACUGUCAAGAUGAACCUGUUAGAUAUCCAUGCUCAUCUUGAGGGGGGGUAUCAAGGAGUUCAAAAUAAUGAAAAGAAAGAGCUGAAGGACUAAAUUGCAAAUACUUAUUUCUUAUUAUUUUUACUUUAAUAUUACAUCAUAUAAAUAGUGUAAAUAUAAGACCUAAUAAGAAUAUAUCGAUUCUUCCUGAUCUUACAAUCUGUACACUUGCUAUCUUUCUCUCUGAAUCAAGGAAAUACUCCUUUGAUCUUCAAUUUUCUGUAAAAGUUUACACAGUUUGAAAUCCUUCAUCAAAUACUCUAGUUCCAAUGAAAUGAGUAGCAAUACGCCAAUAAUGAGUAUAUAUGAUAGGAUCUGACCAAUUUUGUUGAACUGAAAUAUUGAAUCCUACAAACAUGGUAAAUA